AUGGGAGAGAUACCUGCUUACCUAGGCAAUUUUUCAUCCCUCAAGAAACUUUCUUUUGCUGGAAAUAAUUUCAAGGGAAAAAUUCCUACUUCUUUUGGGUGCCUGCAGAAAGUUUAUUUUAUUUCUGUAAGCUAUAACUACCUGAGUUCUACCAUUCCCAUAUCCAUUUUCAAUCUCUCAUCAUUGGUAACUUUUAAUGUAGAAGACAAUAAACUUGAGGGAUAUCUUCCUUCAAAUUUAGGCUCUACCCUUCCAAAUCUAGAGUAUUUUUAUAUUGGUUAUAAUCUUUUAAGAGGGCGACUUCCUAUCUCAAUAUCAAAUGCCACAACACUACACCAUUUUGAUGUUCGUCAUAAUGAUUUUUAUGGAGGGGUACCGUCAUUUAAUGGACUUGAAAGACUAAAAUUGCUUGCUCUUUAUGACAAUCCACUUGGUAAUGGAAAAUCCACUGAUUUGGAUUUCAUGUCAUUUCUUCUCAAUAGUACUGCUACACUAUUGACCCUGUAUCUUGAUAAUUGCAAUUUUGGUGGGGUUUUGCCCAGAUUCAUAGCAAACUUUUCACAUCUUAAGGAUUUUCAAUUAGAAGAAAAUAUCAUAGGCGGAUAUCUUCCAAGUGAAAUUCAUCUUCUUGUUAACUUACAAUACCUAGACUUAUCAGAAAAUGUCAUUGGCGGUACAAUUCCAAGUUCAUGGGGAGGAAGCCUUCAACAACUCAUCGGUUUAUACCUUGAAGGAAACAAUUUGUUUGGUGAGAUUCCAAUUUCAUUGGGAAAUCUGUCCCUUCUUAGUGAGCUUUACCUACAAUUCAAUGAGUUGCAAGGUACUGUACCAAAAAGUUUUGAAAAUUUUAAGUAUUUGUUAGAAUUAAAUGUUUCCAGAAACAAACUCCAUGGAAAUUUUCCCAAAGUUAUCUUCACAUCACUUGUGCAUUUAGACCUCUCUCACAAUCACUUUACAGGUCCUCUUCCUGUAGAGAUUGGUGGGUUCAAAGAUUUGGUGACACUAAACCUCUCAAACAACAUGUUCUUAGGCACACUUCCAAGUACCAUUGGUGCACUGAGUAGCUUGAUUGAACUCAACAUCAAUCAUAACCUUUUCCAUGGAUUUAUUCCUCCUUCUUUCAGUUCUUUAAAAAGCCUAGAAAUUUUAGAUCUAUCUUGUAAUAACCUCACAGGAAAAAUACCAAAAUUUCUAGGUAAACUUCAGUACUUGAAGCGAUUGAAUUUAUCAUUUAACCAUUUGGAAGGUGAGAUACCUACUGAAGGGAUUUUUAAACACAAGACUGAAGUUGAGCUGGUUGGAAACAACCUUUGUGGAGGUAUUCCACAAUUUGGGUUGCCAACAUGCCCAAGAGAAGGGGAAAGACAACAUCUGUCCCAUAUUCAAAAUUUGGCAAUUUUAAUGUCAAGUGGGACAUUGAUUCUGCUGAUAAUUGUAGCUCUUAUUGUGUUCAUUUAUAAGCAGAAGAACAAGAAGCCUUUAACGUUGGAUGCAACAACAGAGUUCAUGCCUAAGUUGUCAUAUUGGGAUAUCCAGAAUAGGGCUGUGCAGCGGUCGGGUUCGGACGGUUCGGGUGGUCGGAGGCUACAACCGAUCGGAUUUCGGUUUUAG
Molecule: messenger RNA, 1611 nt
Organism: Ipomoea triloba (trilobed morning glory)
Lineage: Eukaryota; Viridiplantae; Streptophyta; Magnoliopsida; Solanales; Convolvulaceae
Product: putative receptor-like protein kinase At3g47110
Exons: 1
Coding region: 1-1611 (536 amino acids)
Molecular function (GO): protein binding
Source: RefSeq, a predicted model, not a curated record